UCUAGGACCUCCUUCUCUGACACUCUGGUCGAGAGCCAUGCUGCCCUUCGCGCGCAUUGCGGCGAGCACCGCGCGGCGGCAGUGCGCAUCCAGGUUCUUCUUCCAUGACCCAUCUGCCCUGGAGCCGGUGCUGAUUGGCUUCAGUGCCGAACCGCAGAGGCGCAUCGCCAGCGUGAUGGAGAUGGGACGCAUCAGGUCGGCGCUGCAGAGCCGGCUUGGACUGCAAGCGGCAGUGGAAAAGGCGGCAGAAGCCAUGGAGGCGGCGCAAGAAGUCUUCGGUAUUUGGAUCUUGAAUCGUCAGAAGAGGCUGUUCCGCGGUGUCCAUGGCAACCUGAAUCCAUCGCUUUGGCGCUGGUACCAUCGCCACGGCUACUGGGCCACGCGGCGGAAGAUCAUCGACUUCGGCACCAAGAGGGCCCAUCGUUACAAUCAAGUGGAAGGCUUUGGCAAGCGAAGUGAAGGCUACAUGCGGAAGUUCGCGGCAUGGUUCGGGCUCCCGGCCAUCUCCUUUGUUGGUUCGGUAUUUUGCUUCGCCCGUUGUCCGGCCUUUGAUGGCUUGGCCGUUGCUUCAGGUGGUGUGACAAGUCCUACUAUCGGCCCUUAAAGAACUACAGCCGCUUCUGAACACAUGGACCGACUACGUCCGGUCGAGAGGUCGGAUCUCAGAAGUCGGGUGCCAGAUGCUUCCUCAUGCUUUGCAAGUCCUAAACUCUUUAGGUUCAAAGUUCCAGAAGUCAUUUUUGAGGGAUGGGGUUUUAAUGAACUGCGUGCAAACAAUGUGCAUGUUUGCUUAUUUUUGCUAAGAAUUCAGAUGAGGGCUUGGUAAAAGAUGUUCUUUUCCCGCUGCUGAAUCAUUCUGAUUUAAAAUCAAAGCAUUGUGACACGCUAUUUGGAAAGACAAUUGUACAUAUGUUGGAUUGGACAUGUUGGAACAUGGGUCACAGACUUGGCUGACCUAAAUAAAGCAAGAAUAGAUUACACUUACACACUCACACAGACACCAAACAUGAAGAGAACGGUCUAAUGGGGAGUUUCAUGGAUCGUCACUUGUCAUUCUCCCUUUGGGAUAAGAUGGAAGAGGCGUUUGAAAAGACACUGUACUUGGCAAAUUGGGAGAGAUCCGAG
Molecule: messenger RNA, 1125 nt
Organism: Durusdinium trenchii
Lineage: Eukaryota; Dinophyceae; Suessiales; Symbiodiniaceae
Source: the annotation of a GenBank genome assembly